AAUUUGUGUGACCACCUUGUGAGUUAAUUGAAAUCUGAACAUGGUGUUCUAAUUAUGAGAAGCUUGACUCAAAAUGUGCAUCUAUGGCUGCGUCCCAUAUAUCGACUGAGCAGAAGAAAUGUCUGCCGCACAUUGCUAAUUUUUCAAUCUAGAAAAGUUGAACCACUAAAUCAGGAAAGACCUGAAGGAGUAUGGUGAAGAUUCCCAGGGCAGAGAAAAAGCAACUUUACUCCAGAGUAACAGAAGGAUGAUACAAGAUGGAGAAAGUCCGGAAUGAGAGGAACAGGAGAGAGAAAAGAAUACCAAUAGGUGUGUGCCUUCAGGAAGAGAGGAUAGCAGUAUGGAAAAAUGUUGCACAGAUGGCAAUAGCAGGAGGAAUGUAAUGGAUAAGAAGACUGGGAAAGCACUUGUGCAGCAGUCACACUCAGAGCCAGGUAUCAAGAGUGAAAAAAUGGAGUCUGUGAGAGGAGUGAAAAGGUUGAAAAGUGUCCUUGAGGAGAGAGAAAAGAGUGAGGAGCUUGGCCAAUGCCUUCUGUGUAAAGGGGCAGUGACUAGUGUGGAUGGAGUCUGCGUUGGAGUAGACUUUGAGCUUCCUUUCAGUGGACUGGAUGUUGUAUCUCUCUUGCAGUGUUAUAGUGUCUCUCUCUCAUUGCAAGAUACUUUGCAGUUGCACAAAAGAACUGACCUCUGUAAGGAUUGCUAUGAGUUAGUGAUGAAAGGAGAUUCAGCAUAUAGUCAUGUAUAUUCUGUGGCCUCUAAGAUGAGUAGAUUAUGGUCAGGAAGGAUGUCAGAGUGUGUUACUUUCUCAUUAAAUGUUAAUAAUUCCCAUAAACUUGCUUAUCACUGUAUUUAUUGUGAGGAAAAGUUUCAGGAUGAAAAUGAGUGGCAUUUUCAUAUGAAAAUGGACCAUAAAAUUAAUGUCAGUUUCCAGGAAUCAACAUCUGGUGAUGGAGAAAAGGAAAAGAGUGAAUCACUUAGAACAUCCGUCUGUAAAUCUGACAAUAACUUCACUUGCACUGCAUGUUGUCAAACCUUUAAAGAUCAAGGGAGCUUCCUUACACACAAGAACAAAAGCCAUACAAUUUCAACAGUGUCUGAAUCUGAAACAGUGUGCAAAUCAGGAGUGAAUAGUUUCCUAGAUAUAGACAACAAAGUAGGUUCUAAGAUCCAUCAGCAGAAAGCAUUGAAUUUGAAAACUGAUUCUAAAAGUCAGGAGAGAAAUAUGCUCGAGUAUCCAUCAUCUCUUAGACAUAUUUUCUGGGCCAAACAUGAAAUAAUGCUGCAGGAUAAGGAAGAUGAACUGAUAUUAUCAUAUUUACAAGAUAAUGUAAAUAAUGGGGGUAAUGUACAUGGAGAUAAUGAACAAGCAAGUGAGAAUGUGACUGAAGUAAGUGAUAAUGUUUUGAGAAAAAAUGCUACUGAUAAAAAGGUACACAUGCAGGUAAUUCCAAAAAAUAAGGAAAAAGGUGAAGGAAGCAGACAAUCAGAAGAAGGGGAUUUCAGAAGAGGAGUGACCAUCAAUUUGAAGUCCAGAGAGAGGGUGAGAACUAGCAAAAAACUUUUGACAUACAGGUUUAGUAAGAAGAAGAGCCAGACAGUUAUACAGGAAGAAGACCCUAAGAGAAAUUUCAAAAGGGUACAUGGCCAGCAUACUUACGAUAAACAACCAAAGAGAAUCACCAAGGCCCUUGUACAGAAAUACCCCAUCAGUAGCAAGGGGAAGAAAUUAGAUAGUUAUGAAACACAGCAAAGUAGUUAUCACGGCAAGCAGAAACACCCUGAGACACGAGAACUUUACAGAGUAGCAGUAAACCCUCAGAUCAAGGAAGAAAAUGACCAAUUACCACUUCAGGAUGAAGAGACGCGUUCAGCUUGUGGAGAUGAUGGCAUGACCGAAGCGGACAUCUUGGAAGACGAUGUGGAAACAAAUGUGAAUGUGUCACAGGAAGGGGGAUGUGCUGUUGUGGAUAUUUAUAAUGGACCAGUGAAUCUUUGUGAUGUGAGUGAUGACUUCCGGUGUAUCAUCAUUAACGGGUAACGAGAUAUUCUUCCUCGAUGUGUGUUUUGGAUUUUAGUGUAAUAUUUCUUAUUGGAAGAUGUCUCAAAAAUCAGUCUUGUCAGUACUGUAGCAUGUCUUAAAGAUUGAAAAAAAAUGUAUUUUAUGAUUUAUCCAUUAUUUUUAUAUAGUAUUUAUAUGUAUUUUAUCUGGGAUGAUUUAUGGAUAACCAAUACGCAUGUAAAAGAAUAUUAUUGCCAUGAUAUA
This is a messenger RNA of Penaeus indicus, 2263 nucleotides long. RefSeq lists its product as uncharacterized. The record is from RefSeq and is a predicted model, not a curated record. Lineage: Eukaryota; Metazoa; Arthropoda; Malacostraca; Decapoda; Penaeidae. The transcript is spliced from 2 exons. Bases 341 to 2038 code for a protein of 565 amino acids.